Molecule: messenger RNA, 1974 nt
Organism: Knipowitschia caucasica
Lineage: Eukaryota; Metazoa; Chordata; Actinopteri; Gobiiformes; Gobiidae
Source: the annotation of a GenBank genome assembly
AUGACCAAAGAGGAGGAGCUUCCCCUGCCUGACUGGGUUGGAGCGAGAGAGUUUUAUGAUAAAUAUGAGCCCAAGGAGAUAUUGGGAAGGGGAGUGAGCAGUGUGGUACGCCGCUGUGUGGACAAACUGACCUCUCAACAAUAUGCCGUAAAGAUUAUUGACAUCACCCCUUCAGACAAGAUGACUCCACAAGAGAUUGAGGAGAUCAGAGCGUCAACUGUUAAGGAGAUCGAUAUUCUGAGGAAAGUCUGUGGUCAGGACAACAUCAUUCAACUUCAAGACUGCUUCGAGUCAAAAGCCUUUUACUUCCUUGUUUUUGACCUAAUGAAAAGAGGUGAACUGUUUGACUACCUCACAGAGAAAGUAACCCUAAGUGAAAAAGAAACCAGGAAGAUCAUGCGAGCUCUGCUCGAGGUUGUUCAGUUUCUGCAUUCUCAGAACAUUGUCCAUCGUGACCUGAAGCCUGAGAACAUCCUUCUCGAUGACAACAUGAACAUCAAACUCACCGACUUUGGAUUCGCAGUUCAGAUUCAGCCAGGACAGACUCUCAAAGAGGUAUGUGGAACCCCGGUAUACCUUGCUCCAGAAAUCAUUGAAUGUUCCAUGGAUUCAGGACAUACUGGAUAUGGCCUUGCAGUUGAUUUAUGGAGCUCAGGAGUCAUCAUGUACACCCUGCUCGCCGGCUCUCCUCCGUUCUGGCACCGAAAACAGAUGCUGAUGUUGCGUAUGAUCUUAGCUGGAAAAUAUGACUUUGCAUCUCCAGAAUGGGAGGACCGUUCGGACACUGUCAAGGACUUGAUUUCCCGAAUGCUGAUUGUAAACCCAAAGCAACGCUACACUGCUACUGAAGCUCUCAAUCAUCCAUUCUUUUCUCAGUAUGUGGUUGAUGAAGUUCGGCAGUUCAGCCCCUACAGGAGGUUUAAGGUCAUCUGCAUGACUGUCCUUGCAACUAUGCGGAUUUACUGCAACUAUCGGCGAGCUAAGCCCGUUACCAAGGAGGUAAUCAAAAGUGAUCCUUAUGCUGUCAAGCCCAUCAGGAAGCUCAUCGAUGCAUGUGCGUUCAAGAUCUACGGUCACUGGGUCAAAAAGGGACAGACGCAGAACCGUGCAGCUCUGUUCGAGAACACUCCAAAGGCAAUCUUGUUGUCACUUAUUGCAGAGGGCGACGAACCAAGCCGGCUUGCCUCUGAUUGGAAGACCACUGGAGCAUUUCUCUGUCUCGGUUGUCGAUGGGUUUCCUUCAUCUGCUUCAGCUCGGCAGCUCUCCGGAUCAGUAACAAUCGUUAUCGAAAUAUGUUGACUCAGUCAGAGACAAAGGAGCUCUUCAGGAGAGCAGAUGCUGUUUGUUUUGAUGUGGACAGCACAGUAAUCAAAGAAGAAGGCAUUGAUGAACUGGCCAAAUUCUGUGGAGUAGGGGAUGCAGUGACUGAAAUGACUCGCAAAGCAAUGGGUGGUUCAAUGACGUUUAAAACUGCCUUGAUGGAGCGUCUCUCCAUCAUUAGAUGUUCAAGGGAACAAGUCAAUAAGCUGAUAACAGACCACCCUCCUCAGCUGACUCCAGGCAUACGUGAACUAGUGGAGCGUUUACAUGAUCAAAAUAUUAAAGUAUUUCUUAUAUCGGGAGGUUUCCGUUGCAUUGUUGAGCAUGUUGCUACACAACUCAAUAUUCCUUUACACCAUGUUUACGCAAACCGACUCAAGUUUUACUUUAAUGGUGAAUAUGCUGGGUUUGAUGAAAGUCAGCCAACAGCUGAAAGUGGCGGAAAGGGAAAAGUGAUCAACCUCCUGAAAGAGCAGUAUGGCUUUAAGACUGUUGUUAUGAUCGGAGAUGGAGCGACUGACCUCGAGGCUUGUCCUCCCGCUAAUGCGUUUGUAGGGUUUGGUGGAAACGUAGUUCGGCAGCAGGUUAAAGAGAAGAGUUCUUGGUACAUCACACGUUUUCAAGAGCUGCUGAAGGAGCUGGACAAGAUUUAA